AUGGAUGUAGUUCGAGAAGAACAAGCUGCCUUCAGAGAGGAGAUGGACUCUGUCAAAAGCAAGAUUGAGCAGAUCUUUGAGGCUAUACAAGCUCUGGCUAGAAGGGAAGAAGAGGCUCGUGUUGCCGCUGCUGCAAUGAACGAUGCUCUAGUUCAAGGGGUUACUCUUCAGUCAGGACCUUCAGUUCCCGUUCCAAAUCCCGUUAUCUAUGGUCUUCCUCCAGGUUUUGUUCCACCGCCUGAAAGAACUCAUGUGCCUCCACCUGCGCAUACUUCUGGGGUAGCUGAUGGAGCCGCUGCGCAAGGACCUCCGAUAGUCAAUCAAGUAGUCAUUCCUCACACUGGUGAGGAGCUCCAGGAUGAGUUUGAAAUGCAGAAUUAUAAUGGAGCUUCUCCAAUGGUUAUCCCUACUGUUGCCCAAGAUUCUAAGGCUAUCUUGAUGUGUCGUGCUCUGGCCGAAAAGCUAAGAAUCUUGGAAGGACAUAACUCAACCCGAUUAAGUGCCUUGGAGAUGUGUCUGGUCCUAGACGUGGUGAUUCCUCCAAAAUUCAAAGCGCCUGAAUUUGAAAAAUACAAAGGUCUCACCUGUCCUAACAUACACUUGAAAAUGUAUUGCAUAAAAAUGGCUGCCUAUGCCAAAGAUGAUAAACUCAUGAUCCAUUGCUUUCAGGAUAGUCUAACUGGGGCAUCUUUGGAUUGGUACAUGCAGUUAGAAUGUAGCAACAUCCAUACUUGGGAUGAGUUAGCUGAAGCAUUUGCAAAGCAAUACAAAUAUAAUACUGACAUGGCACCAAACCGUACUCAACUUCAGAGUAUGGCCCAGGAAGACAAUGAGUCUUUCAAAGAAUAUGCGCAACGCUGGAGAUAA
Molecule: messenger RNA, 867 nt
Organism: Lathyrus oleraceus (garden pea)
Lineage: Eukaryota; Viridiplantae; Streptophyta; Magnoliopsida; Fabales; Fabaceae
Exons: 1
Coding region: 1-867 (288 amino acids)
Source: RefSeq, a predicted model, not a curated record